Molecule: messenger RNA, 2606 nt
Organism: Athene cunicularia (burrowing owl)
Lineage: Eukaryota; Metazoa; Chordata; Aves; Strigiformes; Strigidae
Gene: NANS
Product: N-acetylneuraminate synthase
Exons: 6
Coding region: 74-1153 (359 amino acids)
Biological process (GO): carbohydrate biosynthetic process
Molecular function (GO): N-acylneuraminate-9-phosphate synthase activity
Source: RefSeq, a predicted model, not a curated record
GCCUACGCUGUGGAGUCGCCAGGUCUGGAGAGGGUUAGCGCAGUCGCGCGUGAGCAGUGGUGUGGCGGCCAUCAUGUCGCGGGAGUUCGAGCUGUGCCCUGGGCGCCGCGUUGGCGGCGAGCAGCCGUGUUUCAUCAUCGCAGAGAUCGGGCAGAACCACCAGGGCGACCUGGCCCUCGCCAAGCGCAUGAUCCGCAUGGCCAAGGACUGUGGAGCAGACUGUGCUAAGUUCCAGAAGAGCGAACUGGAGUACAAAUUCAACAAGAAAGCCUUAGAGAGGCCCUAUACCUCUAAACACUCAUGGGGAAAGACUUACGGAGAGCACAAGCGCCACUUGGAGUUUAGUCAUGACCAAUAUAGAGAGCUAAAGAAAUACGCAGAGGACAUUGGCAUUUUCUUCACAGCUUCUGGCAUGGAUGAGAUGGCUAUGGAAUUUCUACAUGAACUGGAUGUUCCGUUUUUCAAAGUAGGAUCAGGAGAUACAAACAAUUUUCUGUACUUGGAAAAGACUGCAAAGAAAGGUCGUCCGAUGGUGAUUUCCAGUGGGAUGCAGUCAAUGAACACAAUGCAUCAGGUUUAUCAGAUUGUAAAGCCCAUCAAUCCAAACUUCUGCUUCCUGCAAUGCACCAGUGCAUACCCACUUCAGCCAGAGGAUGUCAAUCUCCGUGUUAUACUGGCAUAUCAGUCAGCUUUUCCUGAUAUCCCCAUUGGCUAUUCGGGGCAUGAAACUGGCAUAGCCAUUUCAGUGGCAGCUGUUGCUAUGGGUGCUAAAGUAGUGGAACGCCACGUGACUCUCAACAAAACAUGGAAAGGAAGUGACCACCAAGCAUCCCUGGAGCCAAAUGAACUGGCGGAGUUAGUGAAAGCCAUUCGUACUGUGGAAAAAGCAAUGGGUUCUCCAAUCAAACAACUCUUGCCUUGUGAAAUGGCUUGCAGUGAAAAGCUGGGAAAGUCUGUUGUGGCAAAAGUGUCAAUUCCUGAAGGUGCAGUACUGACACUUGACAUGCUUACAGUGAAGGUGGGAGAGCCUAAGGGAUUUCCCCCAGAAGCCAUCUUUGAUCUGGUGGGCCAGAAGGUUAAAAAAAAUGUUGAAGAAGAUGAAACUAUCACUGAGCAAGCAGUGGAAGAUCCUCUCAAAAAAGUGAAGUGCUAAACCAAAGCACUCCGUCCAUAUUUCAUGAUGUAGUACUGCACUAUGGCACAAAUAUUUAAGUAUAGCGGCAUGGUAAAUUAAGGGGUGUAAUUAUGAGGAUCCAAGCGGUUAAAAUUUUCAGAUUCUUAUUAGCAGGAAGUUUCUGAAGUAAGUGUCUAUAAAUUACAAAGAGCAAUUUUUUUUAGAAACUGAAUAGCCUUGUGUCUAGAAAAUAUACUCCUCCUUUCUCUAUUCCACUUAACCUAGAUUAACUUGGAGUGUUGUCAAAUCUAAGUCUGCUGCUUUCCAAAAGCUUCCCUUUUCUGGUAAGAAUAUAGUAAAUCACAACAAUUUUAUCUAUACUUUGAAGUGUUCUAACCCUGUAUCUUUUGAUGUUCCUGUCUUUUCUGCUGUGUUUUCCUCACAUCUGUGUUAACAGGAUGCUGGUUGCAAUUGAAUGCAGAUAAGUGAAAGAUCACAUAACACUGAACAGAAAACUAUACGUACAACCUGAUGGAUUUUUCUCAAGAUGAAAGCCUUAAGAUAAAAAGUCUCAAGAUAAAGCGGUGGGUUUCAGGAAUCUGCACUCUGGGCAAAAUGAGAACCUAGUUUUCUCAAGCUCAAGAGGCAGUACAAAGAAAGGAAGAAAAUUGGAUAUGUAGAAAGGUCCCAAGGUGCAAGAGAAAGAGCCUCAUUGUACUUUUUGUGAACUGAAAGGCAAGAGGACAAGCCAGACAGAUUAAAGGGGGAAAACUAGAUCUGAGAUGGAUCAGUGGUUAAGUUAAUAAACUUAAUCUAUGCUUCAAAAUUCAGAAAAAUAUCAAAAGUAUCUGUUGUGAGGUGAAUGAAGCCUGGAAUCUUAAUUCUGCAGUGCAUUUGGAUACCUCUAUUUGUUCGUAGGGGCAGCUUCUCAAGUAGGAAGCCAGAUGCUGGUGAAGAUUCAGCAACCUCUUUCCUGUACUAACAAGCAAAUACAUUGGGUUGGGACACUAGUGUUUGAGACAGCUGAGGCUGUCUGCUUGACUGUCAAUGUUCCUCUUGUGUGCUCUGCCCUUGCAUCACAGUUUCUCAUUUUUCAAGUGAGAAAUGCAGUCCCAAUCCUGUCAGACUGCUGGUCUUCCCUUUGUCCAGGAAGAAGCCAUAUAGCAGCAGCUGCAAACCAAGCAUUCCUCAUUUAGUUUCAUUAACACAAAACUACUUCAGUGUAACUUAACUGCAUUUUUCUGUUGUGGAAUUAUUUACUAGCGAUGGUUAUUUGGAACUUGCUACCUCUUGGUGACGAGUUGGUGAAGUAUCUUGAAUUUGGUAGUGGUGUUUCUGUACCUGUGAGUUGUUUACUUUCAAAAUGUUUACCCUUCUUCAAUUCAUAGGAAACUCUAUUCAUAUCUUUAAACUGGGAAGAAGAGAUUCUUUAAAUCAUGUGCUUGAUCCUAUGUGAGUUCUGAUUGAUUGCAGUAUGCUUGCCUUACACUGA